AUGUUUGCUCCGCGAACACAAACCCAACCCCAAAGUGAAGAAACGUUUCGAAAUUUGGGUGAAGGCAUACAUUAUGCGACUCCAAUCAUUCCCUUGACGAGGAAGACAAGCGAAGUGGAUCUAGUACGAGGUGUUGUUCAAAUGAUGCAAGGUCUGUCCAGUUCCCUUUUCUACUGGGACCAAAGUGGGCUGUGUUUUUGUGUUGCCAAUGUUGGGAUUUAUGUCACUCACCUUUCCCACUCAACUCUUCACAACCUUCUCUCUCGCUUCACCUACGCUGCCACCUGCUUGCAACUCGUCCAUCUACGUCUCAAUCUUCCACACUCUUAUUGUGCCCUUCCCACUUUGAGGGCAUUUGCGUCUGUUGCUUCUCACUGCCUUCUGAGGUUGAGAGAUGUUGCUUUGAAGGAAGAAAUGAAGAUGUGGAAUUCUAAUGAACAAGAAGAGUUUGGAAGUGGAUUUACUCCUACUUUAUUGGGACUAUCUAGUUCUUUGUCAAGUCUCUGCUCGGCUUCUGAAUAUUUAUUUCAAAUUGUCCAUGGAGCCAUUCCCCAAGCGUGUUUUGAGCCUAAUUCAUCUGUUCCACCUGCUGAAAUUUCUGUUCAUGUCCUUGACUAUCUUUACACUAAACUGGAUCAAGUGUGUCUCGUGCAAGGUGGUGAGGUGGAAGAGUAUCUCAUGCUACUCAAUAUGUUUGUGGGGAGUAUAAUACCCUAUAUUGAAGGUCUUGAUUCUUGGCUUUUCGAAGGAGCACUUGACGAUCCUUUUGAAGAGAUGUUCUUUUAUGCAAACAGAGCAAUCUCAGUUGAUAAGUCGGAGUUUUGGGAGAAGAGCUAUCAGUUAAGACAAUUACAGUGCAGGAAGCUAGAACAUCCUGCUCUGAAUUCUUCCAUAUCUUCAUCAAAUAACAAGACAGGAAUGGGUGAAAAAGAUUCUAUUUCUUUUCCCUGCUCAACAAAAGGAAAAGAGCUUAACAUUAAGGAAUUUCUAGGGUGUCCUUUGUUUAUUAAGGAAAUUUCUAAGUCAAUUGUCUCUGCGGGAAAAUCAUUGCAGCUGAUCCGCCAUGUUCCUAUGUCAUUCUCAAUGAUGUCUGAAAAAAGGAUACGUACUGAUAUUAAUGUUUUUGGAGGUUCUAGUGAUGAUAGUGGUUUAAGCAUUUGCCGACAAACCUUUUCUGGGUUAACCUUGUCGGAGAUUUUUUGUGUAUCAGUAGCAGGUCUUAUAGGCCAUGGUGAACACAUUUCCAGAUACUUUUUGCAAGAUGAGCAAAGCAAAUCAAAGAGUGCCACUCCUUUGGUGUCUGCCAUAGUCAGGAAGGAGGAGGGAGGGGAUGGUGAAUGCUUGCACAAGUUCUUGAUUAAUACAUUAUUGCAGAGAAAGGUGAUUGAUUUAGAAUGUGCACACAAUUUUGGGAUUGAUUUUUCUGAUUUGGAGGAAGAACGCAUGAAAACAGGUGCUGUGGAUGAAUUUCCCCUACAGGGAACAUUCUGUCCAGAAAAUCCAGCUAUCACUGCAUGUCAAAGUUUGCUUGAUAAGAAUAGAGAUUGCUGGAAAACGUUGAACUUAUCUAAAAAUUUCUAUCUACCCCCUCUAAAUGAUGAGGUCUUACGACAGGCCAUAUUUGACGGAGAAAAUAAUGUCAAAGGAACAGACAAUGCCUUUGGUUUUCGAUUUGGUGUAUCUGAUUAUCAUGAUUCACAGAAUGAUGCAAAACUGUUGGAAGUCUUGUUUCCUUUUCCCACUGUUCUUCCUUCUUUUCAGGAUGAUAAAUAUAUGUCAGAGCUUUUGCCUUUCCAAAAAAAUAGCACCCUUAUUUCAAGAGUGCUUAGGUGGUUUCAAAGUGUUGAACCAAGAACAACUCCACUUCCAGUUGCUAUUAUACAGGAAUGCCUAACUUUCUACAUUAAGAAACAGGUGGAUUAUAUUGGCGGGCUUAUCUUGUCAAAAUUAAUGAAUGAAUGGAGAUUGAUGGAUGAACUUGCAGUAUUGCGUGCCAUAUACUUGUUAGGUUCAGGUGAUUUACUGCAGCACUUUUUGACUGUGAUUUUUGGUAAGCUGGACAAAGGAGAAACUUGGGAUGACGAUUUUGAGUUAAACACUAUAUUGCAGGAGUCCAUUCGGAACUCUGCUGAUGGCAUGCUGUUAAGUGCUCCAGAUUCUUUGGUUGUCUCUAUCACCAAAAAUCAUGGUUUUGACAGUGAUGAGCUACCUAAUACACCAAAACUUUCCUCAACUCCUCGUAAAAGUCGUCUGCACAGCUUUGGCAUAGAUGGCCUUGAUUCAUUGAAAUUCGCAUACAAGGUCUCUUGGCCACUUGAACUUAUUGCUAAUCCAGAGGCAACCAAGAAGUACAACCAAGUGAUGGGGUUCCUGUUGAAGGUGAAGCGUGCCAAAUUUGCUCUUGAUAAAGCUCGGAGGUGGAUGUGGAAGAGGCAAUGCGACAAACAGCCGCAAGCAUCACUGGUUAGUGGAGCAGAAACUCCUUCAUUUUGUGGAUGCCUUUCACCAAUAUGUGAUGGACAGGGUGAGAAUCUUCUCAUUGCCUGGGUGUAUCACAGUGCAUGGCGUGAACUCUGUGAAGGUAUGGCAGCAGCUGGGUCUCUGGAUGAAGUCAUUGAAGUACAUGAGGGCUAUUUAUUAUCAAUUCAACGACAGUGCUUUGUGGUUCCAGAUAAGCUGUGGGCGUUGAUUGCAAGCCGAAUCAACAACAUCCUUGGACUAGCUCUGGAUUUCUACUCCAUACAGCAGACAUUAAGCAGCAGUGGAGCAGCUUUAGCAAUGAAGUCCAGAUGUGAAAUGGAAGUGGAACGGAUUGAAAAACAAUUUGAUGAGUGCAUUGCUUUUCUCCUCCGAGUCUUAUCUUUGAAACUCAAUGUGGGGAACUUCCCUCAUUUGGCUGAUUUGGUUACCAGAAUUAACUACAACUAUUUCUACAUGUCUGAUGGUGGAAACUUAAUGGCUGGUUCUGGCUCUGAUACAAUGAAUUCAAGACUUGGGAAGACCUUUGGAGUUUAG
Messenger RNA from Dovyalis caffra, 3015 nucleotides. The record is from the annotation of a GenBank genome assembly. Lineage: Eukaryota; Viridiplantae; Streptophyta; Magnoliopsida; Malpighiales; Salicaceae.